Messenger RNA from Clonostachys byssicola, 1062 nucleotides. Lineage: Eukaryota; Fungi; Ascomycota; Sordariomycetes; Hypocreales; Bionectriaceae. The record is from the annotation of a GenBank genome assembly.
AUGCCUGGCUUCCUCCAAUCUCUGCACUCUCUCCGCUUGAAAUGUGAAGCAUAUAUCGUUCGGAAAUAUGCGAACCGUGCGCAGAAGGGCGGAUACACUCCUGAGCUUCCAACUCAGAGGCAGCUUAUCGAAAUACCUUCGCGCGAUAUAGAUCGCAACAUUCGCAUCUGGGUCUAUCCCCACCUCGACUGGGACCGCUCACCGAGGAGGCCAGUCAUGGUCAACUGGCAUGGGAGUGGAUUCAUUGUUGGAGGAUUUGGUCUCGAUCACGUCUGGUGCACUGAAGUGACACAAGAGCUUGGCAUGUGGGUGAUCGAUGCCGACUACAGAAAGGCGCCGGAAAAUCCCUUCCCAGCCGCUGUCCACGAUGCUGAGGAUGUGCUGAGAUGGGUCGCCACCCGGCCAGACCUUUUUGAUUUGAGAUAUGUCGCCGUUUCGGGCUUCGGCUCUGGCGCAACCUUGGCCCUGGUGGCUGCUUCGACGCUGCGCCGGGCAGACCUUGGGCUCAACAUCAGGGUGCCAGUUGCCUUCUAUCCCAUCACCAACUUCGAGGUCGACCCUGCACAGAAGAGGCCCCUGCAACGGGAACGUCAUGUGCCUCUAUCUGUAAGCAUCAUACGCUUCUUCAAUAAGUGCUACGUGCCGAAUCGAGACGACCGGCUUGAUCCGCGAGUCUCCCCUGGUCUUGGCGACCUGGAAUCGUUUCCAGACCACGUAGUGAUCAUCACGGCGGAAUACGACAUCUUUGCACCCGAGGGGAUAGCUUUGGCCGAAAGCUUGCGCAACGGUCACCGAACAGUCAUCAGUCACAUGGUACGCGGGGCAAACCACGGUUUCGACAAAGACCGUCGCACAAACGAUUUCGAAAGACAGAGAGCCCAUGCAUACUUCGUAGCCAGAGACCAUUUGGAUAAUGCUCUCUGGGCCGUCUCUCUCGGACCUCCCCAGUUGGCUUUGGCUGGCGCCCCCGUAGAUGCUGAAAGGCUGAGGAAUCUUCUUACAUCGGGAUACCGAGAAGAUCCCAAUCGAAAUCGUACCCCGACUCCCACAGUGGGUUUAUAA